ACUCCACUUCACGUGCAGCGGUAGUAGUGUGAACAGUGUCUUAGCAAAUGUAGUAUUCACUAUACGCAAACACGUGAAUUAACAAAAACUGCAGUGAUUUAUCAUCACAGAAAUGGCGCGUUAAAUUUAUUUAUUCCAUUGAUCUACGGUUCACAUGCUAAUAAAUAUUUUAUAUUUAUUAAAUAUGCGAUAUAUUUUAAUAUUUAAAUUCAUCAACAAAAACGUUUAAUUUAACCGCGGUGACUCAUUAGAUCAUAAGAAUUACAUCAGUUGUUAAGAAGAAUGGCAGUGUUAAAAAUUGGUGUUUUUACCGUGUGCUUGUUGUAUUUUGGCCCGGUUUUUGCUAUUGAGGAUUAUUGUUCGUCGAAUACUUACAGUACCAAUGAAACUCACAUGCAGUUCACGAAAGAACCAAGUUCGGAAGAAUUUGCGAUUGCUGGAAAAUUCAAAGGACUGCAUUGCUGUGCCAAAGGAUAUAGGAGCAUCGAAUGGUACAAAGAUGGCAAACCUUAUCCAUGGCCUUUAAUGGUAUCACAGUUAAUCCUGUAUCCUGAAAGUGCCAAUCAAACGGUAUAUACGCAAUCCGUUACGGAAGCGGACGCUGGGAAUUACACUUGUGUUCUGAAGAAUGAUUCCAUAGCUCAUUCUCAUACAAUUCAACUAAAAGUCUUCGAAAAAAUUCCCGAUGACCCAAAAAUCACCUACGUAUCUCAAGACUCUCGAGUACGUUUGGGACAAAACCUCAGACUGUUCUGCGAAGCAUUUGCCGGACGAGUGGAUCUACCAGAUGCACACAAUGAGGUAGUGUGGCGCAAGUCAGGACAUAAUGGUACUCUUGAUGAUGAACCUCGGGUGCGACAGGAAAAAAUUUCCAGAGAGGAUGGCCAAACCUUUGGUACCUAUUUGAUAAUUGACAACCUUAGAAGAGAAGAUUAUGGGGAAUAUAUUUGUAAAAUCACCAAGCCAGGGAAGAGUAUUGAACAACGAGUAUACGUCGCAGAAAAAAGCGAAGUGAAAUAUUUAAAUCCUAAUCCAGUUCCUGUAACGAAACUCAUACUUUGUAUGUCUGCAAUUUUCUUCCUUUGCUUGGCGGCUGUCAUUCUUAAUCUCCAAUAUGGUUUACCUCUCAGGGUACGAUUUAAGGAUUCCUUUGGAAUAGUAGAAGAGAAUGACGGAAAAGCGAACGACGUUCUCAUUUUAUAUUCUUCAAAGGAUAGCGAGAUCGCAUUAGGAGUUCUCAUGCCAACUUUACAGACGAAAUUUAAUUACAAAUGUGUUUCACGAGAAUUUCCUCUUAACUUAAAUUAUUGGUUCGGAGAACUGCAAGAUGAAGCUCUGAAAAGUCGCAGGAUCAUAGCUUUAUUAUCACCGCCCGUUUUAAAUGAUACUUGGACUACGGCUGGAAUUUAUCAAGCAAUUAAGCAAUUACAAGCAUUAGGGCCUAAGUUAAUUUGUGUAACGUUGAAAGAACUGCCGAAGUGUGAGAACGAAACGAAGAAUUCGCAAGGGGAAACUCUGAGUUCUUUAACGCGAACGAUCAAUGUCAUUGUUUGGGAAAGAGCAAAAGAUGAUAAAUUUUGGCUGGCUUUGCGUUUGAGGUUGCCACCAAAAAGGCGUAAUGAUCGACUGGUAGAAUGUAGAAAUCAAUCACAGGGUAUAAAUGAUUCAAGACUGACCAGUGACUCUGAUGAGAGUUUCGAAAAUUUUGUGUAAAUAAUUUAUUAAUAAUUUAAAGUUGUGUUGUACUUUAGUAUUAUUAUUGUUCCAAUAAAAUUAUAACUUUAAUGUAUGCUUAAAGAGUAUUAUUGUGAUUUUUACGAUACGUUGUUUUAUUUUGUAUUUUUUUAUGUAAAAUAAUAAACGUCUAAGAUUCAAA
Zophobas morio is the source of this 1876-nucleotide messenger RNA. RefSeq names its product X-linked interleukin-1 receptor accessory protein-like 2. The record is from RefSeq and is a predicted model, not a curated record. The transcript is spliced from 7 exons. The coding region runs from base 283 to 1713 and encodes 476 amino acids. Gene Ontology annotation, biological process: signal transduction. NCBI's taxonomy places the organism in Eukaryota, Metazoa, Arthropoda, Insecta, Coleoptera, Tenebrionidae.